GUCCAAAGGGAGAUUCUGGUAUCCCAGGAGGCCCCGGUGGUUCUGGAGGUCCUGGAGGAAAGGGCAGCAUGGGAGAAAUGGGAUUCCCAGGACCAUCAGGACAGAAGGGUCUGUCAGGUCAGCCAGGUAGACCAGGAGGUCCAGGACAAUCCGGAGGAUCUGGUUUCCCCGGAUCUAAAGGUGAACCCGGAUCUGCUGGAGUCGGACCCCCCGGAUCCGGAGGACUUAAGGGUGAACCAGGUCAGCCAGGCUUCCCAGGAAAUACAGGACUUAAAGGAACUCCAGGAUCUUCAGGUCAACCAGGAGGAUCAGGAGGACCAGGAUCCAAAGGAGACCCCGGACUUCCAGGAUUCCAAGGUUCUCCCGGUAUUCCCGGUCCUAAGGGUCUGGACGGCGGUUCCGGUGGUCCCGGUCUCACUGGAGCUCCAGGUAGACCAGGAGAGUCUGGAAGAUCAGGAGGCCCAGGACAACCCGGAGACAAGGGUCAGGCGGGUCGGGACGGGAUCCCAGGACCAGCUGGAGUCAAAGGAGACCCAGGUCUUCCAGGUUACGGUGGACCCGGCGCUUCCGGACUUCCAGGAUUGCCCGGCUCAAAGGGAGACUCCGGUGGUCCUGGUCCAUCUGGCUCUCCUGGUUUUCCCGGAUCUAAGGGAGAUGCUGGUUUUCCCGGAAACCCUGGUCCCUCAGGCAACAGUGGCCCUUCAGGGUCUCCAGGUCUAGCUCUGCAGGGCCCCAAAGGACUCUCAGGACCCCCUGGACCCCCCGGAAGAGCAGGUAAAGCAUCCGAAAAUAUGUAUUUG
This is a messenger RNA of Notothenia coriiceps (black rockcod), 800 nucleotides long. RefSeq lists its product as uncharacterized. The annotation marks the transcript as partial. The transcript is spliced from 6 exons. Lineage: Eukaryota; Metazoa; Chordata; Actinopteri; Perciformes; Nototheniidae. The record is from RefSeq and is a predicted model, not a curated record.